AUGUCAUGGAUGGCGCCAGAUCCCUUCGAACUUGAGCCCCCAUCACCAACGUCGCCAAAAUUGACUUUCCAGCGAGCACCGCGAACUAGCACAGCAGACCGGGUCACCUCGAAUGGGUUGCAGACACUCCGACGUGCAAACAAACAGUUGCAAGUGGAGAUUCAGUGUAACUCCGGGCUGUGGGAUGAAGACGACGAUCUCGACCCCCAAUCAACAAUUCGGGCAAAGCCAGAGUCAGCAGAGCGUUGGUCUCGAAGCCCAGAUGACGAAGUCGACGUCUUCGAAGUGCAGCGCCAGCAAGGCUCGGACCCAAGUGCCCAGCGGCUUAACGAUGAUAGCUUGCCAAACAAUAUUGCGUCACCAGACAUCGCGCCAGCAAACCAAGGUGAAGGCGUCAGGACCCGGCCGCUCAUCUCGCCUCUGCAGUCCCCCACCCGUGACCCUCGCUCACUCUUUGGCUCCCCGUCACAAGAAACGCACCUUCCCUGGGUAAGGAAACUAAGCAACGGCCAGUUCUCCAUGACUGUCUCACCGAAACUGCUGCCGAGAGACGCCCCACCACCGAAGAGCAUAUGGGAUGCUGAAGAGGAGGAAUUUGAUCGGUGGCCCACCGCUGUGGAGGCGCGCGCAGAAUUAGACACCGUUCGAAUCAAUGCGACAACAAAGCGAAGCACUUUCAUAAGGCUCGAGGAACCGGAGUUAUCGGUCGCUGAGCAGAUCGCCGAAGCUGUGGACACACCGCUUGGGCAGCAUGUUCGUACAGAUGACGAAGAGAAACAGAUGAUCUUCGAACUCGAGGACAUGGACUGCGGCAACCCCUGCGGUCGAGACCUGCACGAUACGAUAAUCGCCCCCCUGCGCGAGGACUACACACUGCUUUCCAAAAGAGCACCGGCGCGUCACAUGCACGUCCUUGACGCCAAGGCAUACACCUCCAGCACCGAUCCCGUCAUGAAGGCCGCUCGCCCGCGGCUUUGCGAUGCCAUAGCCACAGUACUAGCGUACACAAAUGAGGAGUGUCUUCGAGAGUUCCUCGACCCCGAGAUCGAAGUGUUCGAGUGGCGGCGCAACAACAACUGCGUCUUGAUCCGCCGCGAGGGAAAGGAAGUCGUGGUCGGCAACUACUACAACUUCGGCACCAUGUACCAGUGGGGUUUCCUGGUACGUUCCACAAUCGAUAGCGACGGGGCAUGGUCUGAGACCUGGGCCUCAGUAUCGCAGGGCACGACUCCGGUCGGACAAGAGGGCGUGCUAUACGACCGUUUCGAGGCGGAUGGGACGGGCUGGGAUGUCAAGCCCGACGACGAGGAGUUCGCGCUGUAUGUAGGACGUGAUCUUGCGCAUUUCUUGCUGAGGUGGGAGGUGUGGAACUAUCACAAGUGGUGGCGGUACCAGAUCGAGUGGGAGAGUGAUGGGAAGGUGACGCGUGCGCGGGACAAGCAUCGGUUCCCGGCGGGUCUGACGUUCGAUUGA
Didymella exigua CBS 183.55 is the source of this 1473-nucleotide messenger RNA. RefSeq lists its product as uncharacterized. NCBI's taxonomy places the organism in Eukaryota, Fungi, Ascomycota, Dothideomycetes, Pleosporales, Didymellaceae. Bases 1 to 1473 code for a protein of 490 amino acids. The record is from RefSeq and is a predicted model, not a curated record. The transcript has a single exon.